This is a messenger RNA of Solanum tuberosum (potato), 1693 nucleotides long. RefSeq lists its product as uncharacterized. The record is from RefSeq and is a predicted model, not a curated record. NCBI's taxonomy places the organism in Eukaryota, Viridiplantae, Streptophyta, Magnoliopsida, Solanales, Solanaceae. The coding region runs from base 24 to 1529 and encodes 501 amino acids. The transcript has 2 exons.
UACAUACAAGCGUGAUUAAAACUAUGGCUUAUUAUUAUACUUGCAAUUUUCCUGAUAUUUACUCUUGGAUUCACAACUUACCACCAAUUUCUAAAUGGAAAACAGACUCUAUUUCAAUUUGCAUUUCUCCUUCAUGUUCAUCUCAACCUUCCCUCAAACUCUCCAUAGCUAAAAAUUACCAUUUUUCCAUCGUCGCAGAUUAUAAUCUUCCUAUUUCCCUAUGGACCUCAAAACCGUUAAGAAUCAAACACAAUACAACAAAAUUAUUAGACGACGAAUCAGUAUUCAAUCUCUUGAUCAAUAUCGUCCACGAUGUCCUGAACUAUGGUCCGAAUAAAAAUUAUAACUCGUUGUUCCUCAAGAUCCCACGAAUGGAUUUUAACAACUCAGAUUUUAAGGAAAUUUUCAAUUUCUCAUUUCUUACUUUGGCUUUCAUAAUUUGUAUCUAUGAAGCCCCUGCUGAUCUUAGGUCAACAUGUAUUAUUGCCCUGAAGAAUCAAUUUUCAUGUUCGCAAUCUAGAGAAGCAUCAAAAUUGCUCGUGAGGUUUUUGGGAUCGAAUAUUGAAGAGCAGUGGAUGCGUUCAGUAAAUCUAGCGAUAACUAAUUGGAUCCUGGAAAUACAUUCUUCUUCUAAUCAUCAUGAUCAUGCGAUGAAAACGCCAUGUCCAUUGUUUUCAUACUCAUUUUCGACACAGGGGCUAUGGAAAGUUCAGCUGUAUUGCCCUGUUAUUGCAAUGGAUGCCGAAACAUCUACUUGUAGUAGUUUAUCUGAUGAAAGUUUGAGGUUUUCUCUCAACUUUCAUCAGCUUGAAGGAGUGAUCCAAUUAAAUCAUAGAGUUAUUGUUCGAGAAAAGUGGAUUGAAGUAAUGGUGAACACCGAUAACAUUAGGUGUGAUGUUGUUAGGCUAGUGAAUGAAUCACUAAUGGCAGAGAGAGGAGCAGGGGUAUCAGAGAAGCAUUUCCCUUCAAGAAUCUCAUUGCAACUAACUCCAACACUUCAAUCCAAUGUGUUGAGCAUAUCAGUAAACAAGUCCUCUGACAAUCCCUUAAGAGAAAUUGGAACCGAAAAGACCAUUGAAGCAGGAUUCGAUCCACCAAACACUUACAUAGGCUUAAAAGUCUCCGCAGGAGAGACAGUUGUUACGACCAUGAAGCCGUGGAAAUUUGAGCAAUCUGUUAAUGGAGAUGGUGUAAAUUUGAAUUGGUUUCUUCAUGAUAGUGGAAAUGGAAGAGAGGUAUUUUCGUCGAAGCCUUCUGUUUUUUCAUUAAUUCAGCCAAAGGCUUGGUUCAAGAACAGAUAUUCAAGUGUUAAUAGGCCUUUUACUAAGCAAGGAGGGGUAAUUUUUGCUGGAGAUGAAUAUGGGGAAAGUGUGUGUUGGAAAGUGGACAAAAGGGCUAUAGGGAAAACAAUGGAAUGGGAAUUGAAAGGGAGACUUUGGUUAACAUAUUGGCCAAAUAAACAUAUAACUCCUUAUGCUGAGACUAGAAGAUUGGAAUUUAGAGAAGUUCUUCAUCUCAACCUUGCAUAGUAUGUGGAUAGACGGUCUAUGUUACAUCUUCUUGUUCAAGUGUGUAUAGGCUGCAUAACCUGCAUGAAUGCGGGAUGCUUCGUCUGUUGAGCUGGUCCUUUUAUUGAUUAUCAAAAUGUAUGUGUGUUGUAUAGUUAUAUUUGUUGUAUUGAUUGUCAAAAUGA